AUGCAGCAGGCCGCCGCUAAGAACGCCUUAUUCGACGGGCCUGCAAGCCACUAUAUCCGACCCCCUUACGCCGGACUGUCGAACCUAUCAUCGGCCUCGCACCGACGCUCCGCAUUCCAACCAAGAGAUCAUCUUGAAAGUCUGAUCACGAAACACGGCUACCCCACACCUGUGUCACUCUCCUCUCUGCGAGAUCUGACAGCCACUUCGUCUACUUAUACUCCCCCUUCGCCUCGGCCCAGUUACCCGGAUCCCAGUCCGAUCGACACUUUUGACUCAUUUACUUUAUCAUCCACACGACCCAUUCCUAUCCCAAGACGCCCCGGUCCAAUAUACGAGGAUCUUCCAGUGACACCACUCACGGGUCGAUUCGAUCACGAGUCUUAUUUUGACGAUUGGGAACGUGCGUCUCAGUCCGCCAAGUCCCGACAAAUACCUCCAAUCCGGCCUGUCCGUCGGUAUCCAUCGCGGCCGCUGCCAUCUUCAGCAAUGAUGCGUGCUGAUAACUCACCUUACUACUCUCCUGCUGCCUCACCUAUCAUGUCUCCACGACGCUCAAACUCCCCCCAGCCAACUCGCUGUCGGGCCCAGAACCCUUCCAAAGUGAAGCAAACCCAGAACUUCCAUCUCGGCAGCCUGCCCCGAUUCCAUCCCGCUGUAUAUCAGUCGAGCAGCACUUCUCACAACGCUACCUCGCAGCCGCCAUCUCCUCACCAGUCUCGGCAGUCCACCUACCGCACUGCAGCCGGGUCACGCGACAUGAUGUGGCAGUACCGUGAAUUCAUCGAGGGCGUCCACCAAGGUCCUUCAGCGCCCCGUUUGGAUCCUCUGGUUAGCCCGGGUCCCGUUACGCCCCUGGCGCUAGAGGCGGGUGAUUAUCUCGCCCAUGGCUCCAUGAACAACACAUCCGAGCGGAUCCCGCGAGAUGUCCCGAAGAACUCCGGCCCUCCGGCUGAGCUGGUGGAGAAGCUCAUUGCCUAUGAGGAGAUGGCCCGGCAGAUGGCGCGGAAGUCCGCCAAGGGCCGAUAG
This is a messenger RNA of Penicillium psychrosexuale, 1029 nucleotides long. RefSeq lists its product as uncharacterized. Bases 1 to 1029 code for a protein of 342 amino acids. The transcript is spliced from 2 exons. The record is from RefSeq and is a predicted model, not a curated record. NCBI's taxonomy places the organism in Eukaryota, Fungi, Ascomycota, Eurotiomycetes, Eurotiales, Aspergillaceae.